Molecule: messenger RNA, 3051 nt
Organism: Magallana angulata
Lineage: Eukaryota; Metazoa; Mollusca; Bivalvia; Ostreida; Ostreidae
Product: zinc finger and BTB domain-containing protein 24-like
Exons: 2
Coding region: 93-1370 (425 amino acids)
Source: RefSeq, a predicted model, not a curated record
CGGAAACUUUGGAAGAUACGGGCAUUUAUAGAAAUUUUAGGAAGGCGUUCAUGGCGAAGUGACAGGCGAAGAUAAAUGCUAGAAGAUUUACCAUGACUGAGUACAAGAGACAGCCCAAAGAGGAUGUGUGUCACUUGCUGCAGUCUGUGAUUUUACAGAUCUGUGAGGAACAUUAUCAAUCACGCGGGGAUGUAGAGGUGGACGCCAUCAUAUGUUUGUCUACCCUGGACUCAGAAAGUCAAGAUGUGGUCAAAAUACACAAAGUUUUACCCUCUGGCAACAGAAGAAGUAGACCAGAAAGGACAUCUCUUGAUGCCAAGAUUAAACAUUCCAGAAAGCUGAAAAAUACAAAGCAGCAACACUUCAAAAGAAAUUCUUAUCUAUCUAGAUAUCCAAGAAAACAGUACAAUGCAGUUCACAUCACAAAUGACUGUCACCAAGAUCUUGGAGACACUGAAGCUUGUAGCUCUCAGAUAGAAUACAUAAAUGAUGAUGUUGAAAAUAAUCUAACACAAAAUGUUUGUCAUGUAGGAGGAGAAGAGUUGUCGAAAGAAGCUUCAGAUGAACAUCAUGAUCUGGAUAAUUGUAUAGACUUUCCAAGGGAGAGAAAAAUGUCAACAGAUGAAAUUGAACAAAAUAAUUUUAUUCCACAUCAAACUGAAGAAGAAAGAUUUGGCAUGUCAGAUGUGCCCACCAUCAAGAUAGAACCCAGGGAACUAACAAAUGAACAGGAAUCCGAGACAAACCUGCCAAAUUUUUCAAGUCGUCCAAAAAGAAAACAAAAUCCGAAAAGAAUUAUACGCCUGCAUGAUUCCGAAAACCAUUAUCAAAAUGAUACAGGGAGUUUUGAAAGUGAAACAGAGGAACAAUAUUCCAAUUUGACUCCAAAAGAAGAAUUUGUAGAGGAGAAACAGGUGGUUGAAGACAGUGGAGAUACUGAUGAAUUCCAGCUAUGGUCAGCACAGAGUAAAUCCGAAUUAUACUCUCACAAUCCUGAAGAAGAUGAAGAUUUGUUUGGGGAAACAGAGUCCAAUCAGGAUAAUGUUGACAUGGAAACCAGACACUCCUCCCCAGGGCAAGUAGAAACCCCUCCAAGGAAAGUUUUAAAGCUCGAGAAUAAAAGGGUGACACAGAGUCUUAGACACAGUGAAAGCAAAGUAUUUCAGUGCAGUAAGUGUGGUUCAGGGUUCAGCAGUAAGAAAUCUCAGAUGAGACAUGAGCGGUACAAUUGUGGGGACAUUCCUCAUUUUGAGUGUAACGUGUGUGGGAAAUUCUAUUCCAGGGCAGACAGUAAAACUAGGCACCUAUGGAAAAUACAUGGUAUUAAAAUUUCCACCCCAGAUAAAAAUAAUCCUACCGAUUUUCCAUAGCAUUCUUGCAAAGAAUUCUUUCAAACUUGAUAAUUUACAAAGAUUAGUAUGUAUAACUGUAAAAGAAAGACAUAUCAUUUUUUUAAACACUUGUUAAUGUCUUAAUAACUUAUAUGAUAAACCUAUGGUAUUUACAAUGUAGAAGUAUAGUACAAAUACCUGUGGGUUAGAAGUUUGCAUGGACUGUGGAUAUUACAUGUAGCUUAGGUGGCUCAGUGCUAGAGCACCUUACUUCAAUGAUGCAAAGGUCCCAGGUUUUAUUCUGGGCCAGACACAAAUUAUCUAGCCUUUUCACUUAGUUGUGUAAAUGUAUUUACUAAAUGUUAUUAUUUUUUGUUUGCAAUUAUGUGUAUGUUAUUGGUAGCAUCACUCAUUUUACCAGGGCACAAGUGCCAGUAUGUAUGAUUGUGGUAGCUUUCUGACUUUCUCAUUGGGAAAAAAUCAUUGAUGCUCUGUAUUAUACAUUGUAACAUUCAAUUUGAAACUAUUUUUUAAUUCAAGAACAUAUUAAGAAGUGACCCCUAACUAUUAAUUGGUAUAAUACAAAUGUAGAAUGUAUAAAUGGAAUUUAUUUUUUUUGCUAGAUAUUUGAGCACAAUAGUACUGUAGUAUAUUCUGUCAAUUUCUGUGACAUUUUACUUGGGAGGAGUUGAUUUCAGGUCUUAUGGUAACAAGACUCUCGGUAAUCAUAGUAUAGCUGGUACUGUUUAGAUAUUUGAGCAAGAUAUUUUUCCCAGUUUGUGCGUCAUAUCGAUUUUCAGGAUUAUGAAUCCGUCAUUUAGCUGUCAUUGUCUUAAUUUAAGAGGUCUUGAAGAGAAUAUACAAUGUAGCGGUACAUGUACAUGUAUAUGUAGUAUAUUUCAAUGGUAUAAAAUAUACACUUACUGUCUAACUUACAGUAGAUCUUGAUGAUUUGUUCGUUCAGAUUCUAUGAAACGGGUAGGUAGUGCUCAUUCAACAAAUACCUUUUUUAGGUGUUAGUACAUCUUGUAGGCUAUUAGUAUUAAAAAGAUUGUUAUUCAAUAUUCUUUACCUCAGGAUAUUAGAGACCAAUGUUCAUCUUCUUGUGAUAAAUAAUGUGUUGAUGUUAUGCUGAAAAUUAUUUAAAUUUAGGGAAAGUUUAUGCACUUAUAAUACAGUGUAAGUAAUAAUUAAAACAAGUUGCUAGCCUGUUAUGCAACAUUUAGAUAUCGUUUUGUUGAGCUUUGUGGCUGAUGUAUAUCUUCCUUCAAUACAAUUUAAAACAAAAAAUGUGGACAUAUUUUGGUUCAAACAAUUGCUACAGCUGCUGUUUGUUUUAAAAUAUAAGAAUGAAUUAAAUGAUUUCUUUAUAAUAUUUUUUCCUGGUCAGGUAUGAAAACGGGAAUAAGCAUGGUUGUGAUUUUAUAAUAGCCCCAUUUUUGUUUCUGUUUUUUUUUUUCAAUGUAUACAUGUACAUCAGAAUCGGGUCAUGAAAGCAAGCUUUUAGGCUACCACUCAAGUACCAGGUAGUAAAGAAAUUUGUAAUAACCAGUAUUAAAGGUGUAAAAUUACAUGUAAUUAUAUUUGUUCAGUUGUUUAUUUACCCCUUGUAGAUAUGAAAUAUGUGACUAGUUUUAAAAUCAAUCUGAAACUUGAAACUUAAUGUAUUAUGAAAUUAUAUGACUUCAUUCCACAUGAUAAUAAAUGGCUAUCAUUUGUU